GAGGCAAACCAUGUGACUGCAGGGUAUCAGGAGAGAUUAGUGGAUAGUUGCUUGUGGACCUGCUGAGGCAAUGCUCCCACAAUCAGUGGAGGCAGAACACUUCGACGGGCUAUCACUCCUGUACUGGACCAUAAUGGGGCCCCAUGGUAUCAGACGUGCUGUGGAGAGACUAGACUUCACAGAUUGUAAGAAAGGACUUGGUGUGAAGAUUAUUGGGGGCUACAGGGAACAGAGCGGUGAAGAGUUCGGUAUUUUCAUUAAAAGGGUUUUACCAGGUGGUGUGGCGGCACACGAUGGGCGUCUUAAAGCAGGGGACCUCAUUUUAGAUGUCAACAACAUGAAUUUAGGGGGUGUUACAAAUGAAAGGGCAGUCGAGAUUCUUCGCAUGGCAUCAGCUACAAAUCACAUGUCUUUACUGAUCGUUCGUGAUGAUGCCUCCAGGAGGGAAUUCGCUGAACUAAUGGAAAAAUACGGCUCAAGCAGUAACACUAGUUCUGGAUCAGACAGGACAUCUCCCACCUCUGUUUCCACAGGUAAGAUGACGGACACUGCCUCCUCCUCCUCAUCUUCCAGAUCAACAAGUCCUCUGCUUCUGAGCCCUAAAGACCCAAACCCAGUAUACACCACUGCCUGCACUGCCUCCCCAUCUCCACAAGUCUGCACAGACUGCAUGAUUCAGUUGAUAUGUGUUGCCAAGGGGACAGGAUUAGGCCUGGUCAUUAGAGGUGGGGCUAACCGUGCAGAGGGGCCAAUGGUGUUCAUUCAGGAAAUAAUGCAAGGAAGUGACUGCCAAAAAGAUGGGAGACUUAAAGCAGGGGACCAGCUCAUAUCUAUCAACAAAGAGUCAUUCAUUGGAGUAACACAUGAAGAAGCCAAAAGCAUACUUACUCGAACAAAACUGAGGCCAGACCCUACUGUAGAGAUAGCAUUUAUCAAACGAAGGUCUUCUUCAGGCUCCAGCAGUGGACCUCACAGUCCCAUCUCCCUUCAGCCUCCCAUUGGUACUGUCCCCCAGCUUAGGCCCACUGGACUAGGGGGAGCAACUCUGCCUGGAGGCCUUGUUCCCAAGAUAUCCAACACCCCCAAAUCUGGAAGUGAAACAUUGCCUUCAGUAGAACUUACUAAGGUACGAAUAGCAACAGCACAGCCUGAGUUAACCCCUGUAUCCUCACCUGAGAGUGCCUGCUCCACAGUGGCCAACUCUGAUGUAACCGCUGCCUGUAAGCCCUGCAACACCUCCAGACCCUCAAAACCUCCGCCCUCCAACCCCAGCUCCCAGCUCAAGCCGGAGAAAAUUGAGCAGGCACUGGAUGUGCUGGGAUUGAAGCCUACCGAGACCCAGGUCCGAACUCUGAGAGAAAGACUGCGUUUGAGCCCAGCAGGGACAGUGGCCAAUGGAGAUUUUGAGAGAGUUGCAAAGGAACAAUUGAGUCUACCGUCUAAGUCUAACUUAGAACAGGAAGUAGCAAGAUUCACAUCAGAUGAUCUCACUGACUCUUCAUUAAACCCUACGCCAUCGAUAUCAGACUCUGAUGAUUUGGAUGAGAUGGAGAGACUAAGAAAAGACCACAUUGAUGCCUUGAGAGAAAUCAAGAGACUACAGGAUAAGCUGGCAGAAUCCGAGAGACUUAAUCAUAAGAUGCAGCAGGAACUGACAAAAGUUAAACAGGAAGGAAAAUCUGCCAUGGAAGAGAGCCGAUCCAUGCGGACCAGGAUCCAUCUGGCAGAGGCAGCUCAAAAAGAGGUCCGGGGGAUGGAGAUGGACUAUGAAGAGGUUAUCCACCUCCUGGAGGCUGAAAUCGCUGAAAUGAAGUCGCAGAAAGCUGAGCAGCCUGGCCAGGGCAAGGAGGCGCUAGAAGACCUGAAAAAGAGGAUUGCUGUGCUUGAAUGUCAGCUGCGGAAGAGUGAAACUGCAAAUAAGGGUUUUGAGAUCUCUACGGGUAAACUUCUACAGUUUGUGGAGGCUGUCCAAGGCUUCCUAUCUGAGAACCAAAGUGGUCCAAGAGGCUAUAGCUCUCCCAGUGAUCCAAAGCUGGCCACACUGUCUCAGACGCUGGCUUCUCGAGGUGGCAAGAAACCACCCUGGACAGCAUCUGCUCUCGCCUUGGAAGCUAAAGAACUAACUCAUGCUGUUAGAGCCAUUCUAGAGCUGGACUGUAAGUGAUGUACAUGAGCAUGCUUUCUACUUCUCCAUGCAAAACAAACAUCACAACAUCUCUUUAAUUGCCAUUGUUGUCCCCAUAUCAAUGCAACUGUGAACGUUGAUGUUGUCUGGCCCUUGACCUACUGUGUCACACAAAAGUUCAUAUAACAGCACCAGCAAUUUGACCAGAACUAUGCUAGAUGAGAUGGUGUUCAUUUUUGCAAGGAGAUUAAACAUGUCAUAAAUGUAAUACUUGUGUCAUCAUAAUCUCAAAAUCAGUUGUAUCAUGGAUUUGUGUCAUUAAUCUGUAUUAAUCAUAUAGACAGUCCUGUUUUUGCUUCUUUGUCUGUAUUGUAAACAAGGUGACUUUUAAUAAACAACCUGACCUGUGAAGUGAAUUGUACUGUAGUAUUAGCCAGAAAAUCCAAAUAUUUGUAAUACUUAACAGAUCAUUGAUGUAUAUUCAAAUAGUUAAAUAUUGUAUGUCUAUAUAUGAAACUUUAAUUAAUAUAUUUUCGUUCAAUAUACUGUAUAUUUAUAUAUUUGAAUGCAUAUGAAAUGUUACUGAUCUGUUAAGGAUUUAUUAAUGACAUUUAUUAAAGGUUUUCUAAAGUUUAUCGAAGAUACAGUAUAAAUAAGUUGUAGAACACACAACUAAAGCUGUGAAAGAUUGCACAACGUAGACAUGUCAAGUUUUUGCAUGAAUGCUAAAAAUCAUCCUUGUUCUGUAUUUUUUGCUCCAUUGUUGCUUUUUAUAUAAGAAGCAGCUGCUAAAACAUUUUACAUAGUGUUUUUAUGUUUAAAAGACUUCACAAGAAACAAGAAGACUCAAACAAUACAUGUUUUGAUUUCUGUCUUGUCAGUAUCAGGUCUCAUUUCUGACAUGACUUUUUGACAUAUGACAAGGAGCCACAUACAGUCUGCUAAUUUAGCUAUUGUUUGGCCUCCUGACACCAUUCAGCUUUGUUGGUCAAAUAAUAAUAUACAGCUUACCUUCCAACAACUUAUGACCCUUUACAGUUGCAUC
Messenger RNA from Myxocyprinus asiaticus (Chinese sucker), 3170 nucleotides. Its product is annotated as syntaxin-binding protein 4-like. Gene Ontology annotation, cellular component: cytoplasmic vesicle. The coding region runs from base 71 to 2164 and encodes 697 amino acids. Gene Ontology annotation, molecular function: syntaxin binding. The transcript has 21 exons. Lineage: Eukaryota; Metazoa; Chordata; Actinopteri; Cypriniformes; Catostomidae. The record is from RefSeq and is a predicted model, not a curated record. Gene Ontology annotation, biological process: insulin receptor signaling pathway; regulation of insulin secretion involved in cellular response to glucose stimulus.